Molecule: messenger RNA, 1083 nt
Organism: Vanderwaltozyma polyspora DSM 70294
Lineage: Eukaryota; Fungi; Ascomycota; Saccharomycetes; Saccharomycetales; Saccharomycetaceae
Product: NAD(P)-dependent alcohol dehydrogenase
Exons: 1
Coding region: 1-1083 (360 amino acids)
Biological process (GO): alcohol metabolic process
Molecular function (GO): zinc ion binding; alcohol dehydrogenase (NADP+) activity
Source: RefSeq, a predicted model, not a curated record
AUGUCUUACCCAGAAAAGUUCCAAGGUAUCGGUAUUACCAAUCGUGAAGACUGGAAGCAUCCAAAAAAGGUUACUUUUGAACCAAAACAAUUUAACGAUAAAGAUGUUGACAUUAAAAUCGAAGCCUGUGGUGUCUGUGGCUCAGAUGUUCAUUGUGCUGCAUCUCAUUGGGGUCCAGUUGCUGAGAAACAAGUCGUUGGCCAUGAAAUUAUUGGACGUGUUUUAAAAGUUGGUCCCAAAUGUACUACUGGAAUCAAAGUUGGUGAUAGAGUUGGUGUGGGUGCUCAAGCAUGGUCAUGCUUAGAGUGUAGUCGUUGUAAAAGUGAUAACGAAUCUUAUUGUCCAAAGUCUGUUUGGACUUAUAGUAUUCCAUAUAUUGAUGGAUAUGUUUCACAAGGUGGUUAUGCAUCUCAUAUUAGAUUACAUGAACACUUUGCUAUCCCUAUUCCAGACAAGUUAUCAAAUGAAUUAGCUGCUCCAUUGCUGUGUGGUGGUAUUACUGUAUACUCCCCAUUAUUAAGAAACGGUUGUGGUCCUGGAAAAAAAGUUGGUAUUGUCGGUAUUGGUGGUAUUGGUCAUAUGGGUCUUCUAUUUGCUAAGGGCAUGGGUGCCGAGGUAUAUGCAUUCUCACGUACUCACUCAAAGGAAGCUGAUGCUAAAAAAUUAGGUGCUGAUCAUUUUAUUGCCACUCUAGAAGACAAGGACUGGACUACUAAGUACUUCGAUACUUUAGAUUUACUAGUUAUCUGUGCUUCUUCCUUAACAGAUAUAAACUUUGAUGAAUUGACAAAGAUAAUGAAGGUCAACACCAAGAUCAUCUCCAUUUCAGCACCGGCUGCUGACGAAGUGUUAACUUUAAAACCAUUUGGCUUAAUUGGUGUUACUAUUGGCAACAGUGCAAUUGGUUCUAGAAGAGAGAUUGAACAUUUGCUAAAUUUUGUUGCUGAAAAAGAUAUUAAGCCUUGGGUCGAAACACUGCCUGUCGGAGAAGCAGGUGUCAAUGAAGCAUUUGAAAGAAUGGAUAAAGGUGACGUAAAGUACAGAUUCACUCUAGUUGAUUUUGACAAGGAAUUUGGAAAUUAA